Molecule: messenger RNA, 2108 nt
Organism: Jatropha curcas
Lineage: Eukaryota; Viridiplantae; Streptophyta; Magnoliopsida; Malpighiales; Euphorbiaceae
Source: RefSeq, a predicted model, not a curated record
UCCGGAAAAAUCGUCUGUCGAUGAGUAAAUGCAUAUCCGUUUGAGACUUGGAUAAUUCAAAGUCGCUGUGUGGUUGUUGCGAUUAAUACAGCCUUUUUGACUAAGCGUGUUGUCUCAUCAAUCAUUUACACAGUUUGCUCUCUGUAAUUUGACUCUACUUGCAUGUGGAGGUGGAAUUCUUUAGUAGCAAUGACUCCAUUAAUGACGACGCUUUAGAAUUUUCAAGUAUUCGCAGUUGAAGGAGUAAUGGAUUCGUAUACUUGACACCUCAAUUCGCGUAGAAAGAUUUUGUAUUUGUUGCUUAUUGCUAUAGUCUAAUUCAGUCUUAAACUCUUCAUCUAAUUUUUUGAAAAAAAAAAAAAAAAAAAAGAGUUGGAUUGGAUUUUCUUUUCCCUUUCUGCUUUGUAAAUUGUAAUGGAAAGCUUGUACUAUUACUUGGGGCUUUUCUUAUUUAUUUUCCUAUUUUACAAAAUCUUGUCCCAUCACAGGCAGAAUUUGCCUCCCGGACCAUUGGCUCUUCCAGUUAUUGGCCACCUACACCUCAUUCAGAAGCCACUUCCCUUAGCACUGCAGACUCUCCAGUCAAAAUAUGGUCCUAUUCUUUUUCUCAAAUUUGGUUGUCGGUCUGUUCUUGUAGUUUCUUCACCAGCUGCUGUUGAAGAAUGCUUGGCCAAGAAUGAUAUAAUAUUUGCAAAUCGACCGCGGUCUAUGGCAGGGGAUCAUUUCACCUAUAACUACUCUUCCUUUGUAUGGGCACCUUACGGUGAUCUUUGGCGAAUCCUACGCCGCUUCACUGUUGUUGAAAUGUUCUCUUCGAAAAGCCUCCAAAAAACUGCUGCUAUCCGUGAGGAGGAAGUUGCUAGACUACUCCGCCGACUGUUUAAGUUCUCUGCUGGUGGAAAGCAAAACGUGGAUUUGAAGUUUCUGUCCUCUGUUCUAAUGUGUAAUGUUGUGAUGAGAAUGACUGUUGGAAAGCGUUAUGUGGAAGAGGAGGUUGAAGGCACAGAGUUGGAGAAGCAAUUGUUUCAAGAAUUCAAGGAGACUUUCUUUCCAAGCCUUACCUUGAAUAUCUGUGAUUUUAUCCCAAUAUUGAGGAUGACUGGUUUCAAAGGGAUAGAAAAGGGCAUGAUAAAACUGCAAAGAAAAAGAGAUGAACAUUUGCAAAAUUUGUUGGAUGAAAUUCGAUUAAAGACAAGAAAUUCAGGAACAUCAAAUGAGGAAGACAAGUCGCUGAUUGAAACUCUCCUGUCCUUGCAAGAAUUGGAACCUGAAUUUUACACAGAUGAAGUUAUCAAAACAAUCAUGCUUAUAACGUUGAUAGCGGGAGCAGAAACAUCAGCAGUCACUUUGGAAUGGGUAAUAUCACUCCUCUUAAAUAAUCCAGAAGUGUUGAAAAAAGUGAAAGCAGAGAUUGACAACCAUGUUGGAAAUAGGCAUUUAUUGAAUGAGUUAGAUCUUGUGAAGCUUCCUUAUCUUAGAUGUGUUAUAAAUGAGACGCUUAGAUUAUAUCCUGCGGGUCCCGUCUUGUUACCUCAUUUAUCAUCUGAAAACUGCACAGUUGGAGGAUUUGAGAUACCAGGCGGCACAAUGCUGCUGGUGAAUGUUUUGGCCAUGCACAGGGAUCCCAAAGUUUGGGAAGAGCCCUAUGAGUUCAAACCGGAAAGGUUUGAAGGAGAUUUAGGGGAACAUUCACAACAAGGCUUCAGGUUCAUUCCAUUUGGUAUGGGGAGGAGAGCUUGUCCAGGUGCGGGAAUGGGUAUACGCAUGGUUUCAGUGGCAUUGGGUGCUCUUAUUCAGUGCUUUGAAUGGGAAAAUCCCGGGCUGGAGGAAGUAGAUAUGAGCCAGACUUUUGGAAUUUCUCUUUCCAAGACUAAGCCUUUGGUUGCUCUGUGUAGUCCACGUCAAGAAUUGGUUGAACUUCUCUCCCAACUUUAGACCCGCUCCCAACUUUUUAUAUUUUGAUAUUAUGAUAUUAAUAUGUUAUACUAUUUGGUUUGGAGAAUCUACUUUCCUAUUAUACUCAAAGAUGAUGCUUACCAAGUAUCACAAUCCUUGUAAUUUUGCUAUUAUAACAGUUUCUAGAAGUCUUUCUAGAAGUCUUUCUGUCA